Messenger RNA from Wyeomyia smithii (pitcher-plant mosquito), 3295 nucleotides. It is a transcript of the gene Golgin97, whose product is annotated as golgin subfamily A member 1. Gene Ontology annotation, cellular component: Golgi apparatus. The record is from RefSeq and is a predicted model, not a curated record. Bases 567 to 2573 code for a protein of 668 amino acids. NCBI's taxonomy places the organism in Eukaryota, Metazoa, Arthropoda, Insecta, Diptera, Culicidae. The transcript has 8 exons.
CGUCAUAUUUUUCUGUUUUGAGCUGUCGAACUGGAAAAAAGCGAGUAGUGAUUCAGUGCUCUGUGCUGUGCUGUGGAGUAGCGAAACACGAAAAUCCACCAUAUUAAUAGUUCCUUUCAUUUUCUAGUCAUUGCGUUUUUUUUACCAAGUAUUAUUUCCAAUAGUGCCAUUCGUUGGAGUCGAGUCUUCAUUACCCCACAAGUGUUUCGUUUCUUGUUUUUGCACCCGAUCGAGUUGGGAACGACGAAAACAAACCAGUUACUCUUAUCACAAGAAGGGAACUUAUAAUGGUUCUAUUGUUUUGAGUAACAGUAAUUUUUCGUUGGCUGUUCGAUAAAAAAUUGUGCUUCGAUAAGGUAAACAGCAGCAGCUGGAACCGCCUCUGGCUGGGCGUUAAGUAUACAGCUUGAAGGUUUGUGGGUUUCGGUGCACCGAACAUGUUUUGCAAUUGUUGCCAAUCGAUCGAGCACGGUGGUGGCAGUUCGGUCUGGCUGAAUUAAGCAAGAAGUUUUGUUUGCUGCUUUAUUGCGUAGAGAAGGGGUUGUUACCCACGUGCCUGAGCGGCAAUGUUCGCGUCGUUGAAAAAUAAGAUCAAGGAGGAAACCGGAAGCGAUGUUACGUCACUGCCUUCGAGAAGCUCGAUCCAAAGUGGGAUACCGUCGGGUGGACAGCGCUUUCAGCGAAGCAGGCCUGAGUCCUUCACCAGUAUGGCCUCGAUGGACGAGCUUAGUCUGUUCGAGCAGCAGGAGGCAGAACUGAGUGCCACAAGGAUUCAACUGCAGGAACUAGCCUGCCAGUAUAAUGAGCUUCGUGAGCAAGCACGUUCCCUGGAGGAUGAUAAAACUCGGCUGGAGGAUGCUAAUAAGUUACUGGAGGAGUCACUGAAGGUAGCGCAGGUGCAGAAGGAUUUGCUCUGCGAGGAGCAGGAUAAAAUACAAAACCUGCAGCAGCAGGACAUCUCGAAGCUGCGAAGUAUGCUAUUGUUUCGGGAACAGGAAGCGGUGGAUCGAAUUUCUCACCAGAAGGCAGCCGAGCAGCAAGUGGAAAGUCUGAAGCAGGAACUCAGUCGCUUACGCGACAUUGAACCUAUGGUGGAAGAUUUACAGGAUGACUUGGAAAACCUCCGACAUUCGUCUUCCAUCGAAAAGAACAAUCUUCUAUCGACACUAGCCGCGGUUAAUGAGGAAAAUCGACACCUCAAUAGUCGCAUUCAGGUUUUGGAAGAGAGUCGUGCUUCGCUGACUUCCGGUGAUACAGAUGAGAGGGUGAAAUCAUUGUUACAAGAGCGAAAACUUCUGGAACAACGUCUUGAGGAGGCUCACUUGCAUCUGUCUGACAUCAAAAGCAGCUGGAGUAAUCAGAACUUGACGUUAGAAACCCAGGUGAAUCGUCUGUCCCGCCAGGUGGCAGAAGAGACCACCGAAAAGCACAAAGCACUUAAACAGAGGGACGAUCUAAUCGAGAAAGGCAAACAGCUUGAGUUUGAGCUGGAAAAGGCUCGAGAUGAGGUUGCUCAGAGAGAUAACAAGAUAAAACUUAUGAGUGAAGAGAUAGACGAGUUGAAUUCAGCAUUACGGGAGGCCCGCGAACAGCAUGAGGAGGAAGUAACGUUUAUGAACAGUAAACUCGAGCACUUGCAGACGGAUCUGAACAGUAUCAAAAUCAACCUGGCCGAAACCGAGCAGAGAUUACUGGAUUCGCUGGAGGGUUCUGACAAGUCGUUGAAUAGUUACAAAUUACAAAUCACUCAGCUGGAGAAUAGCGUUGGCGAACUCAGCAAUCAAUUAUCUUUAGAGAAACAAGAAAAGAUAGCAAUCCUCAUGAAUAAUGCCGAACUUUCACAGAAGGAGGAAAUCCUGCGACAGGAACUGCGUCAGGAGCAAGACGAAUCACAAGAACUUCUUGAACGAACUGCGCUACUUCAAAGGGAACUGGAUAAAAAAAUAAGUACCGUCAACGAACUUCGAAAGCAGAUUGAUGAACUGAUGAGCACAAAUCUUGAGCAGAAUGCUAAACUGGCUUCACUAGAUAGUUUGCACGUCGAGCUAGUCGAUAAAAAUAAGAUUAUAAAAAUUCUCAACCAACGGUUAGUAGACAUGAAAAAAACGUUGCAAGAGGAGAUCAAUAGUAACAACAAUAACGGUGGCAGUGCUACCGGAAAUACCACUAACCAUUAUUCAAACAAUCCCGAAAAGGAACUGGAACACAUUGCUUUCAGAGAUAAAUCGGAGACGCCCGUAGGUAUCGGUAGACAACAUUCGAACGGUGCCAUUGGUCACAGUCAUCCUCAUGUUAACCAUAACGGAACACAGAAGAAUGCCACUGGCGCUGCCCGGGGAACCAUUGUGAUGGAUGAAGUAAACUUUCGUUAUUUGAAACAUGUGAUAAUCAAGUUUCUUACCAGUAGAGAGGUUGAAGCACGACAGCUGGUGAAAGCCGUUGCGACGCUUUUGCAGUUGACUUACGAGGAGGAAAGGCUUCUGCAGGAAACAUUGACGUGGAAGAAGAGCUGGUUUGGCAGCCGCCCCGGUCAACACUCACAGAUCUCCGUAUCAACGAUACCACCAAGCUAAAAACAGAAUCCCAGUAAACCUAGUACCAUUGUGGUUAAGCUAACUAUUCUAGACAAACGCAUACGCACUGAAGAUCAUAACGCUACAUUCAUAUAUAAAAAGAUAAAUAAUUUUAUGAUUAUGUGCAAAAGAUUUCCCUCUUAGUAAAAUAGUCCCCGCUCUAGUAGCAGAAAAAAAGAAAAACGGUUAGAUAAAAGUUACAAUAGAAACAAUCAAUUUGGAGGAAAAUAGAAAUAGAUCACACAGACACACACCUAAGUAGUGAGUAUACAAUUCCAAAGUCGACGACUUUAUAUACCAAAAAAUAUCUUAACUAUCGAAAAAGUUUUCUCGGAGAAUAGAAUCUUGUUGCUAAAGCAUUAGAAUUGCUUCGCCAAAGUAUACAUUAAAUCGUUAAAUGUGUGCCCUUUUAGUUUGAUCUAGAUCAUGUAUUAUUAUCUUUUGUUAUCGAUAAUGUUAUCUACACUAGUUUUUCUUUAUACAUACCUUUGAUUAAGUUUUUUAAAGUCUAUGUUUUCCACCUCCUGGGGUGGGUUUCCAUUAAAGCUGUGAUUUUUCGUUGCACUAAUUGACUUUUCACAACAUGACAUGCAUUUGAAGUUAGUACCAUUAUUAGCCUUCCCUUUCAUAGUAGUUAAAACAACAAAUUGUAAUCUAGUGAGAAUUUAUACACCGCAAUGAUUAAGUAAAUACAUUCAACUGAAUUUUGCUAAUGAUUAAAA